Molecule: messenger RNA, 491 nt
Organism: Arachis ipaensis
Lineage: Eukaryota; Viridiplantae; Streptophyta; Magnoliopsida; Fabales; Fabaceae
Source: RefSeq, a predicted model, not a curated record
AUGUUUGUUCUAUUUUGCUUCUACUUCCACCCACCCAUUAUUCUCUCCCUCCCUGCUUGGCGCCCACGUUGCCUCUUCGAGAACGCCACCUUACUCAGCGCCGGCGUUUCCUCUUUCUCCCUCGCCUCGCCGUUCUCCAUUGCGCCGCACUCUCGCCCUUGCAUCACUCUCCUCAACCGUGCCUCAGUGGCGCGUCCUCCCUCAUGUCGUCCUCCACCACGCUGUCACGGCAUCGUCCAUCGUUCGCGUUGUCCCGUCGCCGUUGAAGCCCGCCGCCCCCCAACUGCCGCAGCAUCGUCGCGCCGUCCCUUCAUGGAAGCAAUGCUCGCCACCUUAUGCUACCUGAUGGCCUCCUCCCUGCUCGCCACCGCGCUUGCGACCCUACUCCCUCUAACGGACGCCCACCAACACGGUAGUUUUUUGGAAAUAGAUUAGUUCCAAGUUGUUGGGUCUUGUGACACAGACUUCUGUAUACCAUUGGUCAAUUGAAG